CCGCGUGGUCAACGUGGCCAGUGUGAUGGGCCGCGUCUCCUGCUUCGGCGGCGGGUACUGCAUCUCCAAGUUCGGCGUGGAGGCCUUCUCCGACAGCCUCAGGCGGGAGAUGCGUCCUUUUGGGGUGCAGGUCUCCAUCAUCGAGCCCGGCGGGUUCCGGACGGCGAUGAUCGACCCUGUGCCGCUGGCCCAGGACUUCACGCGCCUCUGGGAGCGGCUCCCAGCAGAGACCCGGGCAGCCUACGGACACCGGUACCCGGACAGACUGUCCAGGAGGACCCUCCUCGUGCACCGCCUGAGCAGCUCCCGCCUGUCCCCCGUCACCGCUGCCAUGACCCACGCGCUGCUCUCCCGCCGCCCCCGCAGCCGCUACGCCGCGGGCUGGGACGCCCGAAUCAUCUUCCUGCCGCUCAGCUACUGCCCGGCCUGGCUGUCCGACACCCUCCUGGGCCUCCUCCUGCCCACCCCGGCCCGCGGGACCCCCUGAGAUGGGCCAGCAGGGCGGGACACGGUGCCCGCUG
Molecule: messenger RNA, 521 nt
Organism: Neopelma chrysocephalum (saffron-crested tyrant-manakin)
Lineage: Eukaryota; Metazoa; Chordata; Aves; Passeriformes; Pipridae
Product: short-chain dehydrogenase/reductase family 9C member 7-like
Exons: 3
Coding region: 26-487 (153 amino acids)
Source: RefSeq, a predicted model, not a curated record